This is a messenger RNA of Desarmillaria tabescens, 729 nucleotides long. RefSeq lists its product as uncharacterized. The transcript has 6 exons. Bases 1 to 729 code for a protein of 242 amino acids. The record is from RefSeq and is a predicted model, not a curated record. Lineage: Eukaryota; Fungi; Basidiomycota; Agaricomycetes; Agaricales; Physalacriaceae.
AUGGCCUCCACCGCGAAAAUCGAGGAGGUGGGCAAGGGCAAUGCACAAUCCCUUGCAUCCGAUCUGCAGGACCUCCUCAAGGAGAUUGACGAAUUUGUUGGCGUCAAUAAUCAGCUCCUUUCUAGUGUGCGAGCGGAUCGACGUCGCAUCGCCGGAGAGGUUCUCAAUUUGGUUGACGAGCUCGUGCUCAAAGAGCGGUGCUUGAAACAGGUGUGUGACGGUCGUCGCCGUGCAGAGCGGGCAUCCCGCGAUGCAGAGGCAUGGGCGAUGCGAAGCAAAGGACAGGCUGAGCGCCUUUGGGCCGCGUUACGGGUGGAUUGGCACGCCGUAGAAGGCGAAUUGACGUGCAACAUUUGUUUGGGCAAACUUUGGAGUGCCGUCACGAUCGUCCUGUGUGGUCACACUACCUGUGCGAGUUGCACCUACGAAUGGUGGAGAAAGUGCAAAGAGGCUCCCCAAUCGACCUACUCUUGCGUACGGUGCGGCACCACAUCUGACCGGCAUCCUUUGCGGGCGUUGACGAUCGAGGGUGCCGUGCGUGAAUUGCCCAGGCUGAACGACGACAAUCGACUGUUGUAUGAGGAGGCGGCCAAAAGGGUGGGGUAUGAGGACGACAGCAGUUGGAAUGAUUUUUUCCCUAAAACACUCCACUUUGGAGAUGCGAAUUGCUCAUUUGAGGAACAAAAGUUGAAUGCCAACAUGACACAGCAAGACCUCAAGACAAGAUAA